Messenger RNA from Alexandromys fortis (reed vole), 1855 nucleotides. Its product is annotated as zinc finger protein 431-like. The transcript is spliced from 5 exons. Bases 101 to 517 code for a protein of 138 amino acids. Gene Ontology annotation, biological process: regulation of DNA-templated transcription. The record is from RefSeq and is a predicted model, not a curated record. Lineage: Eukaryota; Metazoa; Chordata; Mammalia; Rodentia; Cricetidae.
UUCUGGCUGAACUCUUUUGAUGAGGAAGUCGGAAGCUGUCGAUUGUGCUGCACCUUGAGCUCCGUUGUGGAGAGAGCGGGGUCAGCUCCCCAGUUUCACCAUGGUGAGCGAGGGGCUGCUCUCCACAGAUGGGGAGGAGUUGCUGGCCCUGGUGAGCCAGGGUUUGCUGCCCCAGUACGGGAAGGUGUUUCUGGUCUCGGAUACAGUGACCUAUAAUGAUGUCCAUGUCGACUUCACUCGGGAAGAGUGGGCUUUGCUUGACCAUUCCCAGAAGAAUCUCUACAAAGAUGUGAUGCUGGAGACUUAUAUGAACCUCACUGCUAUAGGCUACAACUGGCAAGAUCAUAAUAUUGAAGAACAUUGUCACAGUUCUCAAAGACAUAAAAGGCUCAAAAGAAGUCAUUCUGGAGAGAAACCUGAAUAUACUCAAUGUGUUAAAACCUUUGCAUAUCACAGUAAUCUUCAAAGGCAUCAAAGAAUUUAUACUGGAGAGAACCACUAUGAAGCCUUGAAGUAAAUAAUUCAUCAAGUUCAGUAAAGACUUAUGUGAGGAUCACAUUGUGGCUUCUAUUUUGCUAUUUGGGAGGUAGAUAUAAAAGUGUACUAUAUGUGUAGCAAAUCCAUUUAAUGAAUUUUGUAGCACAAGUUCUAAUAGGCAUUAGUAGUAAAGGCCCAGGAAAAGAUAGAAGGAAAAAAUACUAGAUUGAAACCCUAUGAACAUAAUGAAUAUGGCAAAGCCUUUUUACAUCACAGUCAUCUUCAGAUACAGAAAAGAAAACAUACUGGAGAGAAGGCCUAUGAAUGUAAUCAGUGUGGUAAAGUCUGCAUGUCACAGUCAUCUACAAGUACAUAAAAGAAGCCAUACUGGAGAGAAGCCCUAUGAAUGUAAUCAGUGUGGAAAAGCCUUUGCAUGGCAGAGUAAUCUCCGAAUACAUGAAAGAAGCCAUACUGGAGAGAAGCCCUAUGAAUGUAAUCAGUGUUGAAAAGCCUUUGCAUGCCAUUGUCAUCUCCAAGUACAUAAAAGAACGCAUACUGGAAAGAAAUCUAAUGAAUGUAAUUAGUGUGAUAAAGCCUUUGCUUUGCUUAUAGCAUAGUUAUUUUGAAGGUGCCUCAAUGCCUGUGUUAUAGUAAUGAAUGCUUAUAAGAGAGAAACUUUUAUGUGUAAAAAACUGUUUGUUUCAAGAGUUGUUUUAAUUGUAAUUAUGUGAUGUCAUAUGUUUGUGUGGGUACGUAAAUUUUUCAUGUUGGCUUCUGAGAAUAUUCAACCCUAGGAUCUUCUUGUAGCAAGAAUUACAGGGGGCUGGAGAGAUGGCUCAGCGGUUAAGAGCAUUGCCUGCUCUUCCAAAGGUCCUGAGUUCAAUUCCCAGCAACCACAUGGUGGCUCACAACCAUCUGUAAUGAGGUCUGGUGCCCUCUUCUGGCCUGCAGGCAUACACACAGGAAGAAUAUUGUAUACAUAAUAAAUAAAUAAAUAAAUAAAUAAAUAAAUAAAUAAAUAUUUAAAAAAAAGAAUUACAGGAAGUUGUCAAAAAUUAGGCCUUGGUCCUAGGAAUUGUCCAGACAUGUUUCUAGUGCUGUAAAUAUUUUAAAGUCUAUUUGUAUCAUGUUGAAGUCAAGAAAUACAGAUAAACUCAUAUGAGAGAAAAACUCUAUUCCUGAAAAUGAUUUUGUAAAGACAUUAUACAUCACAUUUGUCUUCAGCUUCAAGAAAAAAAAAACAUGUUUCAUUUAUUUUUUUUUGUAAUAGCCUUGAAGGAAGUAAAUUACUUACCAUGUUCACUGAAGACUGAUGUUAGAGAUCACUUCAUUGUGGUUUCUACUUUGAAACAUUUGAAAUGAAACAUACUAAAAUGUG